AUGCAGCUGAUUAAUCGGAAUGGUACAGAAGAGGUGACCGAAUUCAUAUUACUCGGCUUCCAGCUUCCUAGAUCCUUCAAAUUCGUCCUUUUUGCAGUGCUUCUUGCUGUUUUUCUCUUAACGCUAGCUGGGAACAUCACCAUCAUCACACUGGUGUGUAUCAAUCACAGCCUCCAAACCCCCAUGUACUUCUUCCUCUGCAAUCUCUCCUUCUUGGAGAUCCUCUUUGUUUUGUCAAUUUCACCCAAAAUGCUGGUGAAUCUGGUUUCCAUGAACAAAGCCAUCUCCUUCUUGGGCUGUGCCUCCCAAUGCUACUUCUACUUCUUCCUCGGUACCACUGAGUUCAUCCUCAUUGCUGUGAUGUCCUUUGACCGCUAUGUUGCCAUCUGCCACCCACUUCGCUAUACCAUCAUUAUGAAUGGAUGUGUCUGCACCUCUUUAGUCCUGGGUUGCUGGAUCGGUGGUUUCCUUUCUACCCUUGGUCCCAUCUUUUUGCUGUUCCGACUAUCCUUCUGUGGCUCCAAUAUCAUUGAUCAUUUCUUUUGUGACUACGCCCCAAUGAUAAAACUUUCUUGCAAUGAUGUACAUUUCAUCCUGGCUCUGGAAUCUGCCCUGUCCUCAGUGGUGCUCCUCAGCUCUUUGUCCAUCACUAGCAUCUCUUACCUCUACAUAAUUGCAACCAUCUUGCGUAUGCAUUCCACCAAAGGCCAGCAAAAGACCUUUUCUACCUGUGCUUCCCAUAUCAUGGUAGCCUCUAUCUUCUAUGGCAGUGCCAUCUUCAUGUACUCUUUGCCUAGCAAGGGACGCUCUCGAGAUGCCCAGAAGGCAGUUGCAGUACUCACCGCUGUGAUCACCCCAUUAUUGAACCCUUUUAUUUAUACUCUUAGGAAUGAGAAGGUCAAGGAAGCCUUAAAAGAAUGUCUGGACAGGAAGAAAUUUUCACCAUGA
Molecule: messenger RNA, 948 nt
Organism: Elgaria multicarinata webbii
Lineage: Eukaryota; Metazoa; Chordata; Lepidosauria; Squamata; Anguidae
Product: olfactory receptor 6M1-like
Exons: 1
Coding region: 1-948 (315 amino acids)
Biological process (GO): G protein-coupled receptor signaling pathway
Cellular component (GO): membrane
Molecular function (GO): olfactory receptor activity; G protein-coupled receptor activity
Source: RefSeq, a predicted model, not a curated record